AUGAGAGGACCUCGUAAAGGUUAUACAUCGUCAUUUGCAGCAGCUGCCAAGGUUAUUUUUGACUCGGCGCGGAAGACAGGUGUAGUCAACAAACUCGAGAGGAGUGAUAAACCGAUAAUACAUUAUCGUAAAGGGAUUCAUGGUCAGAACAAAGCACAUGGUAGUUCUCUUGGGGGUGUGUCUUAUAAAGUGGUAGAGUUUCUCGCUACACAAAGGCCAUCAUUACCUUUGAAGCAGCAACCAUCAGUGAAAAGCUUUUCGAAAAAAGUGCCGCAUCUCGACAUUCCAUCUAUUGCUUCACCGGUAAAAAUUGACAGCUCUUUAUCGACGUAUGCGAUAACGGCAACAUCCGCAGCGGAUAAGAAAAAAGAUUCCUCUGAAAAAACAGGUAUCUCAAAAACUGUUGUUUCUUCGGUGGAACAAAACGCUAGUCGUAAAGACGAGACACAAACUCAGACGUUCCGAGAAGAAGAUGAAUUCUCGAACAUUUUUGAAGAGAUACCUAUUGCAGAGGACAAACCAUUGUUUGAGACGCGUUCCACGCUUUUCACACCUCAGACAAAUGUUGCUACUGUAAAAACAAUUGACGAGUUUGUCCCAAACCGUCUUUCCGAGAAAGCGAGUAGUUCCCCCCCUAUAAAUGCGCCCGUAUUUGAUAGCAUUUCAGCCAAUGAACAGACGUUUUUCAAGGCUCCAUUGCCUAAUAUCGAGGUUGAAACAGUUUCUGUCGACUCCUGGGAGAAACAACGGGAGGCAGAGCUAGCCGAAUUACAACGGAAAAGGAAAGAAGAGGCGGAUCUUCUUGCUGCUGCCCAACUGGAGAGAGACCAUCAGACUCUAGGAAAUUGCUGGGUUGCGGAGAGAACGGAGGUUGUGACUGAAGCACAGUACCUUCCGGGGCAGAUGAGCAUACUACGUGACAUUUACUUUUCUACAUCGAUCGAGGAGUCCCUAAGGCUUUUUAAAACUAUUAUUGAUCUCGGCAGCCAGGCUGCUUUGGUCAUCCCUGCUGCAAGCCUUCAGCUACUCUCCAAGUUGCGUCGUCUUGACUGUUUCGAGCGAUAUGAGUUUACUGACCAGUUUGUGAAGCUUCUUGAAUCCUCAAAGGUAAGCGAGGACGUAAAGAAUAAAUUGAAACUUGUAGUGUAUGGUGGUCAAAAUUUCAUAACUAUCUUUAAUGCCUUGAGCGAAGAUUCGAAAAAAACUUUAGAUAAAACGCUUGUUAAGAAGGCCGUCAUCACCCUUCUACGUCAUAAAAGUUGGGAAGAGGCUAUUCGUCUUGUUGAAACUUCCAAGACCCUUGCCGCGGACCCCACGAAUCAGCUCGACAUCAUUUUAGUUAAGCACUCAUACUACCUGGAUGAUCAAGCAAGGGCAGAGGUUGUUGCGUUCGCUACUAAAAACAUAACCGCAACAGGGCGUAUGGGCAAGGAUGCAAAGCUUGCGCUUGCGUCUGCUGAGAAAGGCUUCCAGCGUAAGCAUCUCUUGCAACAACUUGCCUCGUCCACAUCCGCAGAUGAAAACGAGUACGCAGAGCUCAUUCGUCGAACAAGCCGUGAAAAUAUUCAAGAGUUGCUUUCUGAGAUGGUAAAACGCGGACUUAACAAAAAUGAUCCAAAGAUUCUUGAAGCAGUUGCCUUCAGAACUAUCAACACCGAGGCUCCAAUGCUUGUUUUUAAAGAAAUCGAUGAGCAAAUUCGAUGCAACGGAAUACGGCCAAUGCAUGUUCUCGUUGCUAUUAAGGCCGCAAGAGUAUCACCGAGGGAAGAUGUUUUGCGUGCUGCCUUAAAGAUUGUCAAGCUCAUCCCGGGCUUCAGACCGGCUAACACCCUUCGAAGCCUUACGCCUCUUCUUUUCACGCACAAGAUGUACUCAGAAAUAGCAGAACUCGCCGACACUUUUGGGAAAUAUGUACCAAUUCUAAAAGCUUUGCCCAAUGUUGUUGCUCUGAUAAAUGAUGCCCUACGAGAUUUGGGUCGGGAGCCUCUUUCCGAGUUGUCUUCCAAGGACAUCAAUUUUUCGCCUCGAGCCCUCAACAUAGCUGUGGACUCUGAUUAUAGUUCCUCUUCCAAUGCAAAUCCUGGCGUAGAUGUGUCCGCUAUUGCAGAGACGAUGUUUAUUUACGCUAGGGAUAAGCAGUGGGAGAAGGCACUCGAGACACUCGCUCAAGUUAAGGGAAUAAAGGCUAGCAACGUCGAGGCGUUGACAUUGAUUUACAAUUGUGCCCUGGGCGCGGCUGUUGACAAACCGGAUGUGUCACUUUCCGUGUAUGAAAUUAUGAGGGAAAGGGAAGUCCCGAUAAAUGUGACCACUGUGAACACUCUUCUUACCACUCUUGGGAAGUCUCCGCAAUGGGAAAGGGCAAUCGAGAUUUUCAACGAGCUUGACGUGGCGUAUAGAGACGUCAACACAUACCUAAUCAUUUUAUCGGUAUUAGGUAGACACAAUCGAUGGGAGGAUGCAAUUUCAGUUUUCAAUCAGGCGAAGAAAGCAUUUAAUAAGCCUCCUUUGUCAGUUUUUACCUUGGCUAUUGGGGCUGUUUCAAACCACAGCUGGUCUGAAACGCUGCGAAUCUUUCAAGAGCUGAUGCGACAUCAUAGCUCCAGUGUUAAAGAUAAUGUCGUUUAUCAAGUUAUUCGUUGCCUUGAGCAAAAUGGCCGUGCCGCGGAAAUUGUUGUGCUCCAGAAACUACUCGAAAAGAAAAGGAAAAAGAAAACGUAG
Messenger RNA from Phytomonas sp. EM1, 2721 nucleotides. The record is from the annotation of a GenBank genome assembly. NCBI's taxonomy places the organism in Eukaryota, Euglenozoa, Kinetoplastea, Trypanosomatida, Trypanosomatidae.